Paecilomyces variotii is the source of this 1909-nucleotide messenger RNA. Its product is annotated as C6 zinc finger domain protein. The record is from RefSeq and is a predicted model, not a curated record. Gene Ontology annotation, biological process: regulation of DNA-templated transcription. The transcript has 2 exons. The coding region runs from base 257 to 1606 and encodes 449 amino acids. NCBI's taxonomy places the organism in Eukaryota, Fungi, Ascomycota, Eurotiomycetes, Eurotiales, Thermoascaceae. Gene Ontology annotation, molecular function: zinc ion binding; DNA-binding transcription factor activity, RNA polymerase II-specific.
GUGAACGGCGGGCACAAACACCUGCACGACAGUCGACCGGAACUGCGGAUCCCAUAUAGAGAUCUACCGUAGUCAUGACCUGUCGAUUCUGAUCUCAUGGGCCAGCUUGGGCUUCUCUUCCUUCCCUUCAUUCUCUUCAUUCUCUUCGUUCUUUUUCCUUCUUCUUGCUCAGGCAGUCAUUCUGCAGCACCUUAUCACCGGUCUGUCAUUUUGUCCCGAACCGUGCUGUGACCGGCGGGAUGGUAGAGACGCCACGAUGGUCGGCGUACCGCGCAGCAAAGCAUGUCUCUUAUGCCUCCAGCGGCGCGUGAAGUGCGACGAGCUCCGACCAGGAUGUUCCCAGUGCCAGAAAUACGGCGUUGCAUGUCCCGGGUACAAUAAGGCUCUAAAAUUUCAAGAUCAAGGCCCCCUACUACGGCAAAAAUUCGGAUCUCGAGCUGUCACCAAGCAAAACAGUCUACAGGGAUUUCAAUCGUCAAUCGAUGAGCGGGUGGUGCCGUCCCUAGUCUCAAUAUCCAUGAGCAAGCAACAACCCAAUGUCUUCCGUGACUUCGUCUUAACAGCUUUCCCACGCUGGUUUGGCCUGAACAAGCACCGUGUACAAGUAACGUGGGUUGCUUAUGUUUCUGAGCAGCUCGGCAAGAACCCAGCGCUAGAUGCUGCUGUCUACUGUAUCACAUGUGCAUUUAUGGGCCAUUCUCGCAGGGACAAAAGGUUGAAGGAGUCUAGUUUCGAGAUGUACUCCAAAGCUUUGAACCUCUUGAAGGAGUCGGUCAAGGAUGGGACGGCCCUAUGUUCGCGGGAAAGCAUCAGCACAUCUAUACUCCUCGCUAUGUUUGAAGCAUAUACAGCCACUAGCAACGAUGCGUGGGCUCGACACGCCAGCGGUGCAUCUAUGAUGAUGUCCCUUAGGGGAGCAGAGAGUCACCAUUUCGGAUUUGACCGUAGUUUAUACAUCUCGUUUCGCAGCUUCUUGGUCGCUCAAGCAUUCGUCGAGGGCAAACCGUGCAUGUUUGAGAAACCAGAAUGGCAAACCUUGAUUGACCAGAUCCGGAAAGAAGAUAUGGCGGAUCCUAGGGUGGACGAGCCGAUUGCAGUCUUUAUCGACAUAUCCGAUAGACUCUUCAUGGAGAUCGUCAAGUUCCCCGGGUUGGUGAGUGAGGCACGCUCUCUUAUCUCAUCACCAGGAAGAGGGACGUACGAAAAGAAAGACCUCAUGGCAAAGAUGCUCAACGCUCGUGAAGUGACAAGUAUCCUUGCUGCAGAUAUGCGCAAUGCUCUAGCUGCACAUGGCCAUCUUUCCCGCGGAGGUUACAGAGUCCCUUUUAUCGGUCCAGUUCCCUCAACUUUUCCAGAGGCGUUCGCAAACAGUUUACUUCGUGGCACUGAUAUGGCGUUAAGCGUACUCGACUUCCAAUUGGCAGACCUUGCAACCGAGGGGGCGGCAGACCGUCCGGUCUCCAGGCCCUUUCGGAUCAUAUCGAACCUUGCAGGUGGUGAGAUCAGCCAAAGCUCAGAAGCAGCUGAUGAUACUCGACAGGUAAAUGAAUGGCUAGACAAAGUCGCGUCUUCCAUGGGGAUGGAAGGCAUGGCAAUUGUCCUAUAACAUCAAAAGCCCCCUGCGGUGGUCCACAUAAAAUACGAUAUGAGCCAAUAAACUCACUCAGGCUCCAACCUCCAGGAAGCAAUUACAAACAGCAGCUCUAUAACGACAGAAGACAGAAUGUCCAAAUAGGAUUAUUUAUCCGAUUCCGUGAGACGAAUAUCGUACUGACGUGAGUCGUAACAUACAAACAAACAAGAUUACCUUCAACCCUGGGAAACACCGUGCUAUCGAAACCAUAAAAACAGACCAGGAAAGUAAAACUCCUUGUACAUCUUCAAUCAACUCAAUCAACCACACCCCAUA